GUUGAGUUUUUAAAUGACAUUUACAUUUUUCAACUGAAGUAAAGUUUUUUUUAUUCAAUACCUAUAUUUUGCAUGAUGUGUCUUCUUUCUUUUGAGUACCAAACUAAGAGCAUUCAUUAUAUAAGUACUAAAAGUGUAAAUUAUUAUGUUAAGAAAAAAAUUUCUAAAAUUAUUUCACCUGGUAAAAUUAUAUAUAUUUUUUAAUCUAAAGUGAUUAUAAUGAACAUAUGAACUUUUGAAAUUCAAAAUAAAAUGUAGUGGGGAAAAUUUCUUUUAUAUAUUUUUAAAUUAUGAACUCUUUUGGACAUCAAAAAUCAAAGGUUUUUUCAAGAUAACUAUGAGAGGAGAAGUUAUUUCAAUCCACAAUGGCCAGGCAGGGGUUGAGAUGGGCAACGCCUGCUGGGAACUCUACUGUCUGGAGCAGAACGUCUCUCCGACAGGCGAGGUAAAGGAUGACAGCCAAGGAAAUCUGGACUCCUUCUUUUCAGAACUCGAAUCUGGCAAGCGGGUUCCAAGGGCUGUCUUCGUGGAUCUCGAGCCAACUGUGAUUGACCAAAUUAGGACUGGAAAAUUCAAAUCUUUAUUCAGACCAGAGAAUUUACUCAACGGAAUUGAGGAUGCUGCUAACAAUUUUGCGAGAGGAAGAUAUACGGUGGGUCUACCCACUGGAAGGAGGGCGCUGGAAAUCCUAAGAAAGUUGGCUGAAUCUGCAGAUCAGCUUCAAGGUUUCUUCACGUUUCACUCGUACGGAGGCGGCACUGGUUCUGGCUUAUCCACCCUCAUCUCCUCAGACCUGUCAAUAGAUUACCCAAAGAAAAGUUUUCUUGAAAUUGCAAUUUUCCCAUCACAUAAGCUAUCGACUGCAGUAGUGGAACCCUACAAUGCUGUCCUCUCUACGAAGGAAACACUAGAUGAUGCUGACUGCGUAUUCCUGGCUGAUAAUGAAGCAAUGUCUAAUAUUUGCAAAUGGAAGCUGUCAGUGGACCACCCAAUGUACUCUCACCUGAACCGGCUUGUCGCUCAAACAGUUAGCGCCAUCACGACUAGCCUCAGGUUUGAGGGAGAUCUUAAUGCUGACUUUGUCGACUUCCAGACCAACCUUGUACCAUAUCCAAGGAUACACUUUCCCAUUGUCGGUCUUGCUCCUAUCGUCAACUUGCGCAAGUCAUUCCAUGAGACCUUCUCGGUUCAGAACAUCACAAGCCAGUGCUUCGAUUCUUCCAGCCGCCUGGCCAUGUGCGAUCUCCAAAGUGGUCUCUACAUGGCUUGUUGUCUUCUUUAUAGAGGAGAUGUUGCUCCUAAAGAUGUCAACAGCGCCAUCAGGUAUCUGAAGGACACAAGAAUGAUAAAUUUCGUUAGAUGGUCGCCUACAGGGUUCAAAGUCGGCAUUAAUUUCCAGAAUCCCAUUUCUGCUCCAGAACUGGAACUGGCCACAGGCCCUCGAUCAGUGGUAUCCCUUUCGAACAACACAGCUGUUGGUGAAAUGUGGCUUUCUUUGUUGAGAAAGCAUCAAUUAAUGGCAGACAAGAAGGCUUUCUUCCACUGGUACCUGAAGGAAGGUUUGGAGGUACGAGAUUUUGAUGAAGCUUCUUCAACCGUGGAAACUUUGGCUGCUGAUUAUGCUAGUAUGGAUAUUGAUAAUGUUGCUUUUUAUUAAAAGAAAUAAAUGUGUGAACUACACCAUGAUUCUGUCUA
Messenger RNA from Nezara viridula (southern green stink bug), 1695 nucleotides. Lineage: Eukaryota; Metazoa; Arthropoda; Insecta; Hemiptera; Pentatomidae. The record is from the annotation of a GenBank genome assembly.